Alternaria burnsii is the source of this 2142-nucleotide messenger RNA. RefSeq names its product oxidase protein. The record is from RefSeq and is a predicted model, not a curated record. The transcript has 4 exons. Gene Ontology annotation, molecular function: peroxidase activity. The coding region runs from base 1 to 2142 and encodes 713 amino acids. NCBI's taxonomy places the organism in Eukaryota, Fungi, Ascomycota, Dothideomycetes, Pleosporales, Pleosporaceae.
AUGAAGUUCUCAUUUUCUCUUCUUACCCUCUUUUCGGGCAACAUCCUUGUCAAUGCCUUUCCUGCUCUUGACCCGAGUCACCUUGAAGGCCUUACACCAGAAAAGCUAGAUGCAGCUAUUCGAUCGGUCAAUGAGUUGAAGCAAUCCAAGAGGUUCCUUGUAGACGUCAACAAACCCAUCGAUAUCACCGGUAAACACGCUUUCCAGGCUCCCAAGGGUAAAGACCAGCGUGGACCUUGCCCUGGACUCAAUGCUUUGGCCAACCAUGGAUACAUUUCCCGCGAUGGUGUUACCAGCUUUGUAGAGGUUGUUGCUGCCAUCAAUCAAGUGAUGGGCAUGGGGACAGAGCUCGCACUCGUACUCGGUAUUAUGGGUACAGUCUGGACAGGAAAUCCACUUUCAUUAGAUCCGGGCUUCUCCAUUGGAGGCCCAGCUAUCGGCCCAGACAACAUCCUAGGGAAUCUUCUUGGCCUUCUUGGUGAUCCCCGGGGACUUCAAGGUUCGCACAACUGGAUCGAGUCCGACUCAUCCCUCACGCGCGAUGACCUUUACGUUACGGGUGAUGCAUGGACAAUGAAUAUGACUCUAUUCCGCGAUAUCCAUGAUCGCGCCGACGAAAAUGGUGUCAUCUCUAUGGAUUUGCUGGCCGACCAGGCUGCCCGCCGCUGGGAGUACAGCGUCGCACACAAUCCAAACUUCUACUAUGGACCUGUUACCGGAAUGGUUAGCCGCAACGCCGGUUAUUUUUUCCUUGGCCGACUGCUAUCAAACCACACGGCCGAGCACCCCGAUGGUAUUCUCACUCAAGAGGUCUUCCGUAAAUUCUUUGGCGUCUACGAGGGAGAUAAUGGAACGUUUGAGUACCGCAAAGGCCACGAAACCAUCCCUGAAAACUGGUACCGUAAGCCGAUAGAGUAUGGCCUUGUUCCUCUCAAUCUCGACAUUGUAAGCUGGGUCAUGAAGCACCCAGUCCUUGGCAGCAUCGGCGGCAACACAGGCACUGUAAACUCGUUCACUGGUGUCGAUCUCGGUAACGUUACGGGUGGCGUAAUAAACGUGACUUCCUUGCUCGAAAACAACAACCUCCUCUGUUUCGUGUUUGAGGUGCUCAAGACAUUCUUGCCCAACUCGCUCUCUGGCUUACUGGCCACGCUUGAGGUCCCGAUCAAAUUGCUGGUGGCCUACCACAUUCAAGUGUCAAAAAUGAGUAACAGCAUUGAUACGCGCAAGAUCAAGUCGACUUUAACAUACCAUGAUGCCGUCGCCAAAGGGGAACGUCUACUCAGUCUCACUGUCGCGGAUGUCGCCAGCGGCCCGUCCCAAAGCCAAUUUCAAGACUGUAGAGAUCUGGAAGAAUGGGGCUGGGGUACGUUUACUCUUGCUUCCACCGGAUCCUACCCCAGUGGCGAUCUAAUCCAGGCCUUGAGCACAAAUCCAAAAUCCUUUCCUCCCAAUAUCCUCACAGUAGGUAAGCUUACGCUGCAUGAGGACACCGUUACAGUGGAUGACAAGACCUAUCCAGCUACAAUGGGGCAGAUCCAGAGCGUGUUCAACGCAAAAGCCGGCAUUCUGCUAGCGGAAUGCAAUACGACACCAAUGGCGAUGAUGAACCCAUGUAGGAAUAUAGAUCCAGAGACGCUGGUAGCCGGUCUGCCGAAGCUACGGUAUUGGUCCGAUGUCGCAUUUCUGCAAUGGAAGUCACUGGCGCCACCUACCGAGCAAGCUCAAAUACCAGAGCUGAAGAUUGUAGUGAGAUACGCGAUCCUCAACCUCGAUACUCGGGCAGUGUGCAAUACUAUUCUUGCUUCUCUUCGCAGACGGCGACAAGAGAAAGCGAAGCCCGGGGUUUCGUAUGAUAACUGGUUUCCGAGAUGGCCAGGAACAAGCUUCCCAAUAGCCUCUGAAGAGGCCAAAGCCUUGUGUGGGACUCCAAAUGGAACCGGUGUGCUGUGGCUGCUUGCUCAACACAAGGUAGGAUUGGGUUGCAAGACUGUCGAUAAGGUGAAGAUGUUUUAUCGAGAUGAAAAUGCCAUAGGACUGAGUGGAGUGCCAACAUUAAUCUUCUACCUCAAAGAUGUUGCAGAAAGUCUUGAUAUAGAAAGGGUAAAGAGUGUGGUCGCAAAUGAUGGUUUGGAAAGUUAG